Molecule: messenger RNA, 1031 nt
Organism: Cuscuta epithymum
Lineage: Eukaryota; Viridiplantae; Streptophyta; Magnoliopsida; Solanales; Convolvulaceae
Source: the annotation of a GenBank genome assembly
CCUAAUCUCCUCUCUAUUUAUCUUAAGUUAACUUCAAUUCAUCGUUUAAUUUAAAACACUUAUUAGCAUCGUCCUAACUCCUAACCAUGCUGCCUGUGGACACUGCACGCUUUAUUAUUGGCAUAAUCGGGAACGUUAUAUCUCUGGUCUUGUUCUUGUCACCUUUACCUGCAAUUGUGAAAAUAUGGAGUGAAAGAAAAGUAGCACAUUUCUCAUCUGCACCAUACCUAGCCACAUUCAUCAACUGUGGCCUUUGGUUAGUGUAUGGAACUCCCAUUAUUCACCCCAAGGGCCUGCUCGUGAUGACCAUCAAUGGCGCGGGCGUAGCCAUUGAAGUCGUCUUCUUGUUUGUAUUUUUCUUUUGUUCAGACAAGAGAAAAAGGUUGGAAUUAGGGGUCGCCAUCCUCGUCGAAGUUAUUUUCUUUGCAGCUCUGGUUGCUCUGGUCAUUACCCUUGCACAUACUUGGGAAACUCGGUCUGCUGUUGUUGGUGGCAUUGCAGCACUAGCUAGUAUUGUCAUGUACGCUUCUCCUUUGGCAAGCAUGAAAUUGGUGAUCACCACGAAGAGUGUGGAAUACAUGCCAUUGUCCCUUUCAGUUUGUUCAUUAGUGAAUAGUCUCUGUUGGAGUCUCUAUGCCCUUAUGCGAAUGGAAAUCUUUAUUCUGGCACCUAAUGGUAUUGGAGUGCUACUUGGGCUUGCCCAAAUUCUAUUGUAUGCGAAGUACUACAAAUCCAGCAAAGGUGUUGAAAGGAAGCGAGUUCUUGUGGAAGUUGGGUCAGAAGUUGGCUUGACCCAGGGAAACAAGAAACCAAUGAGUGAGGCUUGAAAGAAAUGGCGCAAUAGUUACCCUCCUUGGAUACAUGAUAACAAAACAUUCUCUACUUCAUGCAUAUUACAUUUAUGUUACAAUACAAUAUAUAUGAAAUAUGUAGUAUAUUUUUCUCUCAUCCCAAGUAAUUUUUUAUCAAAAAGUUGUCAUAUAGUAAUAUCAAGUGUAUUAUUAAUUUAUUAUUUAUCGAAAAUUCCCGGG